UUGUUCGCCAAGGUGGUCAAUGGCUAUAUGACGACUGCUCUCGUCAUUUUGGGCACUAUUGGAAAUAUACACGGAGUGAAACGAGUUCAGGUGACGAAUCUUGACAAGAGACGAGGAAUCGUACUAGCCGUCUCGCUGAUAGCGCUCGCCAUUUGGGAUACAAUUCUUCUAUGGUGUGCCUUCUUCUAUUAUGCGAUUCGGAAGUUACCGAUCGCAGUCAGCACUGACUGGCUGAAUAUACUGAUGCCAUGGUUUCACCCGUUCUCCAAUAUUGCCAACACUGCAGCGGUAAAUGAUUGCUACUCAUUCGACUACUCCUAUUGCAUCUACAACAUAACUGAUUGUAAGCUAAUCCGCACAAAGAUGCAAAGUAGUAAUGAGCAGUUCUUUGAAAGAAAAACAGAUAAACUUUUGGUAUAG
This is a messenger RNA of Strongylus vulgaris, 420 nucleotides long. The record is from the annotation of a GenBank genome assembly. Lineage: Eukaryota; Metazoa; Nematoda; Chromadorea; Rhabditida; Strongylidae.